UUAUAUUGGUGGCAGACUGUAUAUAAAAUCAGAAAUAUUAAAUCUAAUAUCAGGAUGAAAUAUUCUGACGAUCUAGGAGGUAUUUAAGUGUUUCAAAUAGAUAAGAUAUCGAUCACAAUUAUUUUGACAGUAGACUUCAAUCAGCGAUACAGUUUUAAACUGAUCUCAAACCUAUUAAAUACCAGGAGAUAAUGAUAAAUUUUGUACAGUGGCAAGUUUAAGAGGCGUGUUGUAUUUUAAAACAGAAAGAAACCAUUGAACUAUGAACAACAAGCAGAGAGAAAUUCUGCACCAGCACCGAAAUUUCCUUAUCAAGAAUGUACCAUGGACGGACGAUGUGGCUAAUAAACUUUUGGCCCAGGGUAUUAUCACGGACAGCUUUCUUAAGGACAUACAGAACAUCAAAGGCGGCAACAACAGUAGGAAGAUAUUAGCAAAGCUCCUGGACGUUUUACCUCUCAAAGGAUCUGGAGUCUUCGAAAAGUUCUGUAAUUUCUUACUGUUAAAUGGACAUCCGUUCAUUGCCGACUUCCUCCGAGAUGAAGAAAAUGCCAAUACAGACAUUUCAGAUCUCAAAGAAAUUUAUAAAAGAAUUCCUGCGUUGGACAAACAUCUUAAAGAUGCUGAUAAACGAGUCCUCGAAUAUUUUGUCCACGAAAAGGUCAAAGAAUCGAUCCUAAAAGGUCUUUGGAGUAAGGAGGCCAUAGCUAAAGAGAAAGACAAAGCAAUCGAUGCCAAACAAAGACAGUUGGAAGAUGCGUUUGGCUAUGAAGACAAAGAAAAACGGAAAAAUGAAGAAAUAUCCGAGUUAGAGAAAAAACUUACACAAUCGAGAAAUGAAAUUAAAGAGUUAAAGUCUCAGUUAGGAUACGUCAGUUCAAAACUGAAGGAAACUGAAGACAAAUUUAGGUCCGACUUCGGUGUACAGAUUAAGUACAACAAUGCUAACGAAAAUGCCCUGAGAAAAUUGCAGGAAAAGAAAGAACAAUGCGAAAAAGUUUUACAGCACAUUGAUACAAAAAUCAAGGAAAUACUGCAUAUACCACAAAGAAAUUCAGAACGGGACCAAAUGGCAUUAAUGGAGUUUAAGUUCAGUUUUGUCGAGGAAGACUUCAAGAAAUUGACAGAAAAGUAUAGCUUGCUGCUAGAGAUAGAGAAACAGUACGAUAAACUACUUCAUGAACGAAAUUAUAUUCUAGCACAUCUUGGACAUUCUAAAGAGCAAGACAAGAGUUUAUUAAAUGCGUAUAGAGAUUUUGCAGUGAAGACUGACGAGGAUAUGAUGACAAUGAAGGAGCAACUUCAGAAACACAGCCAUAUAAUAGAAGGUCAACAAGAAACAAUUCAAAAUUUAAAUAAAGAAGUGGAAACCAAUGUAAAUCAGAGGAAAAUGAAACAAGCGGGAACAGUCUGGCAAAAUGCCAUGAUGUCGGUUAUGCGGAAACAGCUGAAUGACGUGAAACACGAAAGCAGAGUUAAAGACACCAGAAUUAAACACUAUGAAGGUGAGGUAGCGAAAUUAAAAGCAAAGAUCGUCGAACUAGAAUCAUCAAAGGCACAUAUAAAAUCAGCCACUCAUCGACAUGUGCACAAAGACUUAAUGAGUCCGGAACAGCACAGAUUUACUCCUGGAAUGCACACAGACGAUGAUGAUAGCGAGUUGGAUAAAUACGAAACAAAAAGUAGAAGAAAUACACUGUUACCGCCCCUUGGCGGGAAAGUUUUGUACCAAGCGUCUGAUGUGCGUGUAUCUCCAUCACAAUCACCGAAACGCCCUAAACCAAAACAGAACGUUUAUCAAAAAGGCAUGUGGAGUUCUCCAAAUGCUGCUAUGCAAGAGCCCUUGCACACACAGCAGUUAAAAUUUGAAAACAGAAGUAUAGGUGCACAAGACAAAUUAGGACAUAUGGGACAUGGGCUUGGUGGUCUGAAAUUGAUGCACGGGAAACUAGGGAAGCCUUCACAUGUUCGGACAUAAAAUGUCUACGUUACACAAGACUAGUUAGGAGACCACUUAAACGAAAUUUAUGCAUUUUCACUCUGUGGCGUUUUUCCUUAUGUGCAAAGUUUUCGUGUAAUUUUCGUCAGGUUCGCAUGUGCAAAAUACAAAGGAUAAUGCUUUCGUUUCGAUGGCAGUAAAAAUUGUUUUUACCCCGGUAUAUAAGGCAAGCUCUUAAUAGUGCUGAACCAUUUGCAUUAGGAAGUGCCCAUAUGGUGAAGAAUAGUUAGACGUCAAACAGUUGCAUUUAUUUCUAUUCUAUUGCAUUUUAGCAUAUGUUUGUGAUAUUCAUUAACUGUGAUAAUUUGAACAUUUUCAAAAAUAAAUUAUUAAGAAAACAG
This is a messenger RNA of Mercenaria mercenaria, 2340 nucleotides long. RefSeq lists its product as uncharacterized. The transcript has 5 exons. Gene Ontology annotation, biological process: regulation of apoptotic process. NCBI's taxonomy places the organism in Eukaryota, Metazoa, Mollusca, Bivalvia, Venerida, Veneridae. The record is from RefSeq and is a predicted model, not a curated record. The coding region runs from base 263 to 1978 and encodes 571 amino acids.